Molecule: messenger RNA, 192 nt
Organism: Suillus paluster
Lineage: Eukaryota; Fungi; Basidiomycota; Agaricomycetes; Boletales; Suillaceae
Exons: 1
Source: RefSeq, a predicted model, not a curated record
AGAAGUGUCUCUACUUUCCCGUACGGUUGCUCGCAUGUCUUCAAGCGACGUCUACCCAAGCUGCCCAACCCGGUUGUUCCCUAUUUCCCUCAACGUGUCCUUUGUGCAGAUGGUUCAUCAUACAUGCAAUGGACAACAUCACCCCGCUCACGAAUAACAUCGACGCGCGAUACAACAAAAAACCCUCUUUAA